Messenger RNA from Dacryopinax primogenitus, 927 nucleotides. RefSeq lists its product as uncharacterized. Gene Ontology annotation, molecular function: DNA binding. The transcript has 2 exons. NCBI's taxonomy places the organism in Eukaryota, Fungi, Basidiomycota, Dacrymycetes, Dacrymycetales, Dacrymycetaceae. Bases 1 to 927 code for a protein of 308 amino acids. The record is from RefSeq and is a predicted model, not a curated record.
AUGUCGACGACCACUAUUGCAGGCCCCCCGGCCCUGACCACUCCAACGGCCACUGGGCUGCUCAUAAUGACUGAAAUGGACGCCCUCCGGCUUUUCGAAGCGGCACGUUUGUAUCCAACACACUUUCCCAUGAUCCCGAAUCGCAUCGAAGACUGGAAGAUCCGCUUGGACUUGUUUGUGCAUGGGUCGGUAUUCAUCUUCCAGCGCGGACCUGAAUUCGUCAGGUGGACGGAUGGUCGUCGCUGGAUGCCAAAUCAGCAAAUCGGUCCUUUUCUCUGCUAUGAGGAGGCAAACAGGCGGCAGCCCCCCCAAGGCAAUUAUCGUGCUGGUGUCAACAGGGCCGAGCGCGGUUACAACAGACCAGAGUGCGAAAGACGGGAAGGCGGCCUGCAGAAAUGGACCUACACCGUUCAUGUUCUCCCGAACCCCCAGGUGCCAGACCAUCGCCUGGUCUGGGAAAUCGUGUGGUAUCUGCAGCCCUUGUCGUUCACACCCACUGGCAGCGGGUUGAUCCCUGUCUCACGACACGACUUCUUGCGAACGAUCAACAUUCCCCAAUACCUGUACUUCAUGGAAGGCACUCUCCCGCUUCCGAGGCAGACGAGCAACAUCGUUCGUAUCCCGGAAACUGGCCUUCUACGCACUCUGCCCCCAUCUAUGCCGCCCAUAGCGUCUAUUCCUCGCCCGAUGUCUGUUCCACCUCAGCACAUGCGCAGGCCAUCCGCUGCACAGUCCGAUGCCAGUGACGAUAAGUCACCAUCUCCACGCCCUCGUUUCCACCUCCCACCAUUCACGGACAUUAUCAACUCCGGUCGCAGCCGCACUAUUGCAUAUGAUCAUGCACGCCUUCCAUCCUAUGCUGAAUUCAUCUCUCGCACUCAAAAUCUACCCGAAUCGCCCUUUGAACCCUCUCAGUCUCGUCGGUAA